GGAAGUGCUGAGAAUGAUACGAUCGGUUAUCGAACGUUCAAGGAGUAGAAAUAAGUUAAGCGUAAUUUGAAUCUAUUUUGCACAUGGAUUAAAACCAAAACGAACGAUUGCCAGCAUAAUUCGACGAUUUUCCUGCAGGCAGAAGACUUGACACUUUUUGGCAUAAGGUCAAAAUGGUAAUAAUAAAUUUCGUCGAUUUUUUCCAACGAAGUAGUUCGCUGAUUUUCAAGUUUGAAAUUUCAAAUACCCUCGUUCAGAGAAUUUUUCAAUCAAGUCUUAAUUCGGGGUGACUUCGAUGUUCGUUCAAUUGUUCGUCUUCUGUGAAGAGUUCAGCUCUGUCUGAAAUUGUACUAAAUUUCUCUCCAUUAUGGGGAAAAUAAUAACCCCGUUGUUGGUGAUAUUUUCGUGCAUUAUGUUUAUCGUAUCUCGCGCUAGUGAUGAACAAGAUUUCAAGAUCAUUGAUGAAGGACUUGAAAGUUUCUCGAAUGUUGUUUCGAUUUACAAAACAGAAUUCACUGCGGCGAAUUUUUCUCGGUUACGGAACACCGUGAACGAAUUUAAUCAUUCGAUGGCGAAUUAUUUGGGUAAAGCUGGAAAACAUCUGAAUCUAUUGAAUGCAUUGAAUAAUUGCACGAAACACGCUUACGAUGAUUGCGUUAAGCUAAUAUACGAUUCCUGUGAAGAGAUCAGCAAAACAAACGGUGGUUACGCUCACCACGAAAUGCUUUACCCUGAUGAUGAGUUCGGUGCUAAGAGCAAAUGGUAUAACACUGUUGGAAUAUCAUUUAUCUCUGAGAGAAGAGCUAACGAUUCAUUUACAUCAUUAAAAUAUCUAAAACGUAACGCGACUGAACUGAAGAAAAUAUUGGGUGCUGCGUUGAUCGAUAUAAAUAAUGAUUUUGGCCCGGAAGGCUUCUAUGUGAAGAAUAACCAACUAUCUGGAAGGCUGAUCCUGAAAAAACGAUCCCUGAGUAAAAAAAUAAACACAGCGAGGGCGAUCAUAGAUCGGUUCAGUAAUAUGAGUAUAGAAUUUCGCGAAGAUAAAAAUAACUUCGAUGCGUACGAUAAACUCUUUAGAUCUGCCUUUGACAACGAACGAACGUUAUUGACGAGCAAUGCAUCUCUCAGAGCUGAACUUAAUUCAAAAUUCAGAGAAUUGGCGAACAAAAAAUGCAACGAAUACAUGACAUGGUACCAAUCGAACCAUUACGAGUAAAUAUAGGUAACUUCGAUUUUACUGAACCGGAUUUUAUGGAUAGAAAUCGCGAAUGAAAUUAAUUAGUGAAAUAUUUAGUGAUAAUUUAACGCAUUUUUUAUGAAAUAAAAAUUCAAUUCAAAUUUAGAA
Molecule: messenger RNA, 1345 nt
Organism: Planococcus citri (citrus mealybug)
Lineage: Eukaryota; Metazoa; Arthropoda; Insecta; Hemiptera; Pseudococcidae
Exons: 2
Coding region: 368-1216 (282 amino acids)
Biological process (GO): hemolysis in another organism
Source: RefSeq, a predicted model, not a curated record